Molecule: messenger RNA, 378 nt
Organism: Rangifer tarandus platyrhynchus (Svalbard reindeer)
Lineage: Eukaryota; Metazoa; Chordata; Mammalia; Artiodactyla; Cervidae
Source: the annotation of a GenBank genome assembly
AUGCAGGGGACACUGGUUCGAACCCUGAUCAAGGAAGAUCAGGCAACUAGGAGUCCACGUGCCCCAGAACCCGUGCUCUGCAACAACGGAAGCCACAGCAGUGAGAAGCCCAUGCACCCCAGCCAGAGAGGCACCCCCAGCUUGUUGCAACUAGAGGAAAAGCCCGCACAGCAAAAGACCCAGCACAGUCAAAAAUUAACCCACUUCUGGCUUCGAGCCUGUCCUGUGAAUCCACGGCUGCCGGCUGCCCUCCCCCGCGGCAUCCAUCACCCCAACUGUCAUGGAAAAUUAGCAGCACUAAGCCCCCCUAAGUCCCAGCCUAGGGAGUCUCCCGGGUGUUGCAAUGGACACAGAAGGUUUCUUGUUCUCCAGAGAUGA